AAGGUAAAAAUCUUCUGGUUAUUCAAAGAAUAAAUGGUGCCUUGAAGUAUUCUCUAAGAUAAGGAGAUUGUGGGUGAAUUAUAUUUCUCAAGAAUAAUAAAGUGCAUAACCAUUUUCCCAACUUAAUCGAAAGCAAAGCAUGUGAGGUUUUUUCCUUCUCUUCUUUUGGCAAUGGUUUCUUUGCCUAAACGGAGUAGGGUUUGAAAUGCCAUGGAACUCUCAGACCUCCCCCAAGAUUGCCUGUGCGAAAUCCUGGGCCGAACACCGCCCUCCACCAUCGGCUCUGCCGCGGCUACUUGCCGCCGCCUCGCUGCUGCCGCUCGCUGUGAAGCCACUUGGGCCAUCCUUCUCUUUCCUCUCUCCUCUCCCUUCCUCUCACUUCCUCUCUCCUGUCGUCUUCUCUCUCUUUCUCUCUCCAGUCCUCCUCUCAGUCUCCCCCUUGCCCCCACGAAGAGAGAGAUAGCUCAUCGCCUCACUCAUGGGGUACUGGUUGAUGGAGGUAAACAGUUGUAUAAGCUCUCCGGUCGAACAGGGGGCUUCAUGGCUGCUCUUUCUUCCUCUGCUAUGAAUAUAACAUGGGGUGGUGAUUCACGGUUUUGGCGAAGGGAGAGCUCUCGCAGCUCAUGGUUUGGCACGGUAUCAAGGCUAUUAGCAGUGUGCUGGUUCGAGGUCAGAGGAAACUGGACUCUAUGGCUGCCUCAUGGCUCCUACAGUUUAUUAUGGAGAAUCAAAGUGUUGAACCCUCAUGGGGGGCGCCUUCGCUUCCUUUCAUGGCACAAACCCAUCAACUUUUGGCUUUGCCUCAGAGAAGGCAGAGAAGAAAAUGAACUCAUCCUCAGAGAAAAGCUUGCCAUGGCUGAGCUAAGCCCCUCUUGCUAUGAGAGGUGGUUUGAGUUCAAGGUGGGUGAAUUCAUGGUGAAGAGUAGUGAUAAAAUGGUGAGGUUAGAGUUUGGGGUUGAGGAAUUGGACUGUUCCUUUUGGAAGGGAGGUUUAUUAUUGGAUUGUGUAGCUGUGAGGCCAUUGUUUUGUGAUGAUCAGAUUUGCAGUGAUCGGCCUGAAUGGGAUUUCAGCAAGGCAAGAGGAACACCUGGGGUUUUCUGAUUUGGGUUUUUCUCCGGGUUUUGCUCUCUUUCUGCUUGUUAGGGUCUCUCAUGGCUUUUCUGCUGGGUUAGAAAUUCUCGUGUCAUGGAUCAGAAGGUAACACUGUUCAUCCUGGUGGGAAAUUCAGAGCCGAACUUGGGGAAGAGCUCAACCAAAUCUGUAGCCUGCAAUUGCAACUCUUGGCCAUAUGCUGUGAUUAGCUAAGGGAUCUAGGGUUAUAUCCCCUCAAUUUUAUUGUAUUAUUUGUUCAAUUUAGACUGUUAUCGUAUGUGAUCUUAGGUAUAAAGUGGAGAAAAGCUUUGAUCUAA
This is a messenger RNA of Amborella trichopoda, 1409 nucleotides long. RefSeq names its product F-box protein PP2-A14. NCBI's taxonomy places the organism in Eukaryota, Viridiplantae, Streptophyta, Magnoliopsida, Amborellales, Amborellaceae. Gene Ontology annotation, molecular function: protein binding. The record is from RefSeq and is a predicted model, not a curated record.